This is a messenger RNA of Dermacentor albipictus, 1834 nucleotides long. RefSeq names its product sulfotransferase 1B1-like. Lineage: Eukaryota; Metazoa; Arthropoda; Arachnida; Ixodida; Ixodidae. Gene Ontology annotation, cellular component: cytoplasm. The record is from RefSeq and is a predicted model, not a curated record. Gene Ontology annotation, molecular function: sulfotransferase activity. Gene Ontology annotation, biological process: sulfation.
AGCCGAUGAAAAAGAAGACAUAGGAAAAUCCACGCGCCAUGGUUCUCCGGGUGCUGCCGGGAGCUGCUGCCCGUAGCCGUUGUCGGGGGCUUUCUACCUGGAGCUCCUGUUUAUAGCGGCCACGCGCAUUGAAGCUCUUCGCGCGGCACCCCAUCGUGCACCUCUGCUAGAACCGAUUUUAGCAUGCCUUGAGCCGUGUGCUUUUUCUCGCAAGACAAAAUCUCGAGCAUGGAGAACAGCAGUGAGCCAGAGUAUGAAAGCCCACCGGGCUCGGACCCGGGUAGUGAUUCGGAAGGCUACAACGCCAACAUCACAGCUGCUACAAUCGCUGGACCUGGCUACGCUGGCCCCAUCUCAGCCGAACCCAAUGACCAGCUGGUGCCCGUAGGAGCGGACCAGCGGAACCAGAACGAAGACAGCUCAGUUUCCGACCCUGGACCGCCGUCCGAGGUGGAUGCAUUGAAUGCCCGCAACUUCCUCGUGGAGGAGACCCUGCUGUCGGCGCUCACUUACCAGCCUCGACCCAGCGAUGUCUUCACCGUCAGCUACCCCAAGUGUGGCUCGGCGCUUCUGAACUUCUUGGUGUUCGGUAUCUUGAACCGCGGCCAACCGAGCAAUGACUUUGCGGAGUUCGUGUCCCGCUCUCCGUAUCUGGAGUGGAUGGGCAUCAAGUCGGUGCUGGAAAUGCGCAGGCCAGGCACCAUCAAGACUCACCUGCCUUUCGACAAACAGCCGUACAGCCCGCAGGCCAAGUACAUCUACAUGGCUAGAAAUCCUUUUGACUGCUGCGCCGCCUACUACAUGCACAUGAAGAACAUGCCCCUGGCCCGUCCCGAGGCAGCCAACUUCGACGCAUUCUUCGAUGCCUUUAUCGAGGGAAAGGUCAUUUACGGCGACUACUUCGACCACAUCCUCUCCUGGUACGAGCGAAGACACGACCAGAACGUGCUCUUCAUCACCUACGAGGAUGUCAAGAGUGACCCAGGGGCUUGGACCAUCCGCAUCGCCGAUUUCAUCGACCAGCUCUUCGCCAGGGAACUUCGUGACGAUCCCGCUCUUCUCUCGAAUGUGUUGAAAAUCGCCAGUGCCAACAGCAUGACCACGACGUGCAACCAGGGAAUGCGAUCAAUACUGGCUGAUGAACUAGCUAUGGCUGUCGGGAGAGAACCCAUAACCCCCGCAGAGUUCUACAAGAGCAUAUUUGCGGAGGCGCUGGAGAUUACCGAGGGCUCCGACUUUACGCGGAAGCCAAUCUGCGGCAGGUGGAAGGAGCUCUUCAAGCCGGAACAAGUGCAAAGAAUGAAGGAGUGGAUUGCCCAGAAGACGGCUGGAAGUGACGUGCUCAGCAUCUGGAGCAACAGCGAGCUGCCUUGAGUGAAUCUAGGCUAGCUUUAGCACGAAAAAAAUUACGUCGUCGGAAAUUUCAAAUCAUGGAAUCGUUUGAACUGAGGGCCGAAACCUUGACUGGGACGGGUGCACGUUGAAAAAAAGUGCUGGGGAGAACGCGAAUGAUUGAGAUGCCUUUCGUAUUUUGAAUAAACAUCUUGCUGCCGAAAUAACGGAAAAUGCGAAACCCCCGCAGUAAAGAGCGCGUAAUGCGGGACCUUGAGGUAGGAUAUAUUGAAACAUGUGUGUUACAAGCCUGUCGUGACAUGUUAGGGUAGCACUGCAAAUUCCAAUGAACUAGCUAUAAGGUGCACCAAACACUGUGCACAAUUAUUUCAAGUUGAAAAUUACGUAGAUAGAUAGGAACGUCAUAUUCGUCGGCGAAACUAAGCUUACGUCUGAAAGGGAACCAUUUAUCCACUUCAUUAAAUCACUUUCUUUCACUGAA